AUGUCCUCCGACGAGGAGGGGGUUCGGCGCCCCGGCCGGGCUGCCGACAAUGAGAGCCCUGCACCUAGCAACAAUGCCAACGACUCGGGUGCCGAAAAUCAUACUGGCGCGGAUCACAUGGAUGAGGAUGAUAACGAUGACCUCUUCGGGUCAGACGGAGAAGGCGGUCUCGAGGACAUGGAGCCUAGUCGCAAUUUAGACGAUGAACAGCUCGAUUCUGGUGACGAUGAGAACCGCUACGAUCGGCGGGACGACCGCAUGGAGGAUGUCCAGGAAGAACAAUUAGAGGUCAACGUUGCCGAACAGGACCUCGCGCGCGCGCCAGUCCCGCUGACCAAUGAUGGAGAGGUUUAUGCAAUGCGUAUACCUGACUUCCUCUCGAUUGAAACCGAAGAGUUCAAUCCCGAGACCUACGUUCCACCCCCGUACAAUACCGCUGCCACCUCCCUCUGCUGGCGCAAGGAUCCCGCAGACGACUCUCAAUUGCAAUCAAACGCUCGCUUCAUCAAGUGGGAUGAUGGAUCGAUUACCCUUCAGCUCGCUUCUCAGCCCCUCGAGCAAUAUCGCGUCGCAUCCAAGCCUCUUGCGCCCCUCUCACGUUCCGGCGCUUACGAUCACAAGCUCGACUCGCACGUUUACCUCGCGGCUGGCUUGGAAACCUCCCAGGUGUUUCGACUUACUUCUCAUGUUACUCACGGCUUGACCGUACUCCCAACCACACUAGAGACAGACGAUGCCGUUGCUCGAUUGCAGGAGCAAUUGGCUGCUGCUGCUCGCGGUAGCAAGCAAACCGCUGCUGGCACUGCACCCAUUUAUGAUCAAAAAGAAGACCCCGAGCUGGCUAGCAGACGUGCUGAAGUCAUGGAGAAAGAGGCGAUCAAGGCUGAGCGUCGUCGCCAACAGCUUGCGGAGCGCGAGGCAGACCGUGGUCGCCGCCAAGGUGGCACUCGGUCUGGACCCAGUGGUCUCAGCGUUGGUGGGCUUGAAGAUGGUGGCUUGCACACCACCCGUCCCCGUGCCAAGCCUCGUCGCCAGAACCGCCGGGGCGAGAUCUUUACUGACGACGAAGAGGACUACUCUCGUGGCAAUGCUCGCACCAGAGAAGACGAGUAUGACGAGGAUGAUGGAUUUUUGGUCGGCAGUGAUGAGGAUGUUGAAGAGGGCGAUGAUGACGACGAAGAAGAGCUCGAGGAUGAAGAUAUGGAUGCUGAGGGUGAGGAUGACGAGGAGACUGCACCAAAGGCCCGCUCUAAGCCUGAGCCUAAAGCUCGGGCCGGCACACCACCUGCUCGCAAGAAGAAUCGUUAUGUGGUAGACGAUGAGGAUGAUGAGUGA
This is a messenger RNA of Penicillium olsonii, 1335 nucleotides long. The record is from the annotation of a GenBank genome assembly. Lineage: Eukaryota; Fungi; Ascomycota; Eurotiomycetes; Eurotiales; Aspergillaceae.